AUGUUGAAUUUGGGAAUCCCACAUGUGUCCCGGGAGUUUCACCGGUUCACCCAGUCAAUCAGCGAUUCCAAAUCAAAACAGGAAGAAGAAAGGCUCAUAAGUAGAGAAAUAUCGCUACUUAAGUUAAAUUUUCAGAAUAAAAACGUAUCAAAGAACCAACUGAAGGACUACCUGCUGCGCUGCCUGUACAUAGAAAUGCUAGGAUUCAACACCAAAUUCGCCUAUAUUCACGCUAUAAACAUGGCACAGGACAAGCACCUAGUCUAUAAAUCGACAGGGUACCUGUGUUGUAUGACGAUGUUGGAGUCUAAGAGUGAUUUGUUGCUGUUGCUCAUUAACACAAUACAAAAGGAUCUCCAGAGCCCCAACUUCAUGGACAGGCUGACGGUGCUGAACUCGCUCUGCUAUCUGAUAAACGAGGAAAUGCUUCCAAUAGUGCUGCCGCUGGUAAAUGACUGUCUGGUUCACGAGAACGCGCUGAUACGAAAGAAGACAAUAGUGCUGAUGACUAGGAUGUAUGAGCUGUUCCCAGAGUACCUGACGGAGUACGCAAGGCCGGCCAUAGAGAAGGGGCUGUGCGAUGUGGACCCGAGCGUGAUGAACGUGACGUUGAACCUGCUGCAGCUGCACAUCAGCCUCAACGAGGAGUCGAGCGGAAGUGAAACGGACAAAAAUGGUUCUAAGGCGGCAACUUCCCCGAAUUACAUAAACCAUGUAACCAUCGCAAACGUCCUGGUGAACAUCUGGAAGCAGAUACUGGACAACAAGCUCUCCAGAGACUACAACUACCACAGGAUACAAGGCCCGUUCAUACAGCUUAACAUACUGAAACUCCUGACGCUGCUGAACAAGGACGGAAAGGCAAUACCUAACAUUGCAGUUAGCGGCUAUGCCAGGGACGUGUACAGCACCUUGUACAAGUUCGUGCAGUCGAUAGAAAAAAGCGCCAGAGGGAUCUCAAACGCACUCGUGUACCAGUUUAUACAGCUGCUGUCGACCAUUCAGCUGGACAGCGUUCUGACGAGCAUAUCGUCACAACUUGUCACGAGGUACGUGCACACCUCGACACUUGGCUACAUAUCUAGUUACUGCUUAUCUGUUACGUCAAUUUUGAUCGAAAAGGGAGUCAAUUUGUCGUUCGAUGACCAGGUCAAAAUCAUUUCGCUGCUGCAGGAAGACGAUUUGACAAUCCAGAAGGUGAUCAUUAAGCUGUUGUACAAGCUGAUCAACAAAAACAACUACCAAGUAGUUGUGACGCAGCUGGUGGACUACAUCAGGAGGGACUAUAUAAUAGACAGAGAGGAGAUAAUCAGGAGGAUUAUAGGGUAUUGCACACUGUACGCUCCGACCACAAGUGGUGCAGAGGAGACGACCAGCAGUGAAGGCGCUGAGGCAGAUAUGAGCAUAGCGAACGUGAUUCUGGAAAUCAUAGAAAUACUGAGCAGUUCGACGACGAGCAAGAGCACCAGCACCAUGGCCACCAAGAGCAGCGACGUCCUGCUGAGCGGAAUAAUAAAGUUCAUAACGCGACAUCACAGUCAGACCUUAAAUUUCUACAUGCUCAACAAGUGCUACCAGAUGUACAACAACAACGACAGCAGUGACCUGCUGAUUAAGUUGAUGAUAUGGUUGGUCAAGUACAUUCUGUUGAUAGAGGAGAACAGGAAUGCAGGUCAAAGUGAGUCAAGUAGGGGAAAGCUGUACGGAGAUAUAGUGUCUAGGCUGCUAUCAAAGUCAACUAAGUACGACAGCCUACUGCUGUACUGGAUACUCAACAACUACAGACAGAUUUUAAUCCUUGCCAAUUCGUCAACCACCAGCGCUGGUGGUGACGUUGAAGGUGAUGGUAUUGCUACUAAGGGCACAGGUGAAAAUGUACUCUAUGAUGGUCUCGAGGAAGUGUUCUCAAAGUUGGGAAACAAAUAUGUGGAUUUGGUUAAGCAAAUAUUAGUGGAAAUAGCAAACAUACAGCAGAAUGAGUUGCCAAUGAGAUUGAAUUCUAAGGAAUACGAUACGAAGCUCACGUUUCUAAAGGUAAUGUUUAGAAUUAGAAGCACGUGUAAACAGGACUACGUGGAGUCGAGUGUAUCAAGGGGAUGUAGACCAUAUGAAAGGAAUAUGGUGAUGGAUAAGUAUAAGCAGCCAGUAGAAUAUAACAUCGAUGACGAUGUGAAUGAAGGAAAGUUGAUAUAUAAGCCAUACAUGCUAAUGCCGAUGAGUUCAAUAGAGAUGGGAGAAAGUGUACCCAUCCCAUAUGUGCCAGGAAGUAUACCAGAAAUGGAACAAGGAGCACCUGGAAUAGCUCCAGGAAAUAUGCCAAUGAGUGGCAUGGAAAGCGGGAAUGUACCAGGUACAAUAGGUGGCACUAGUGCAAUGGGAGCGGAUAGUAGAGUAGGUAUGGACAGUAGCAUUACGGAUGGGAGAGUGCCAGAAGGAAGAGUGGUUGUGGAUAAGAAAACAAAGUCAUGGGGACCAAAGGGAUAUAACCCGUCAGUGCCAGCAACGACAAGCACAGUAUACACGACAGCAAAGAGUAGAAUGGGCCCAAUUGGGACUUCAACGAGUAGUGGCGUGGCAGUGGGAGCAUCUUCUGCAAUUCACGGUAACACCGACGCUACGGAUAAAGGGGUUCAAGGAGGCGAUCAGCCAGUGGAUACACACGGGGUGGAUAGAGCGGAUAGUUUUAACAUCGAUAAUGUAAUUUUAAAUAAACUCGAAAGUAAUAAAUGGAGCGCCAAGUCGAUAGAGAGGCAGAAAAAUGAAGAGUUGGCGAAACAGCUGUUCCAAUCAAAUGGAUAA
Theileria orientalis strain Shintoku is the source of this 2799-nucleotide messenger RNA. RefSeq lists its product as uncharacterized. The record is from RefSeq and is a predicted model, not a curated record. Gene Ontology annotation, molecular function: cargo adaptor activity. Gene Ontology annotation, cellular component: AP-4 adaptor complex; membrane coat. The transcript has 12 exons. The coding region runs from base 1 to 2799 and encodes 932 amino acids. Lineage: Eukaryota; Apicomplexa; Aconoidasida; Piroplasmida; Theileriidae. Gene Ontology annotation, biological process: intracellular protein transport; receptor-mediated endocytosis.